Messenger RNA from Manis pentadactyla (Chinese pangolin), 3999 nucleotides. It is a transcript of the gene FBXL13, whose product is annotated as F-box and leucine rich repeat protein 13. Gene Ontology annotation, cellular component: SCF ubiquitin ligase complex. NCBI's taxonomy places the organism in Eukaryota, Metazoa, Chordata, Mammalia, Pholidota, Manidae. Gene Ontology annotation, molecular function: protein binding. The record is from RefSeq and is a predicted model, not a curated record. Gene Ontology annotation, biological process: SCF-dependent proteasomal ubiquitin-dependent protein catabolic process.
UGAGUGUAAACGUGUCAAAAUUCAACAAACUGUAUACUAAGAUAUGUGUACUUUAUUGUAUGUACCUCAUUAUAACAAACUAAAAAUUAGAAAAAAUAGGUAAUAGGUAUACACAAUAAAUUCCAAAAUAUAUAAAUGGUAUAUAGUUCAUUUUCUUCCUGUCUCCCUGCUGCCCAAUUCUGCUUCCCUGAUGAAAACAUUGUUCUUAUUUUCCUGUGUAUCUUCCAGAGGUAGCCUGUGUGUUCCAUUUUUUAAUCAUGUUUCAUUUAUUUAUUUAUUUUAGAUGACUCUAGAAUUUAUGAUAAAAGCAUAUACUUUUUAUACUGGACAUUUAGUGAAGACCCACUUUUGCUCUUGGAGAGACAUAGCAAUACCUCAUGCAGAUGAAGAGGACACUGUGGGUGGAAAAAUGGAAAAAGCAGUGGAAUAUGACAAUUUCAGACUUAAAAAUCAGGUAUUUUAUCACUGGCACUCUUACAUGAAAGCUUGAAGAGAGCAACUUCAAGAUACACUAUUGCGAAUAGAAAAGAUAAUCCACUGUCACAAACUAAUGAAUAUCCUAAUCAAAUGGAAGGAUAAAGUGAGACAUAAGUAUAAAAAGAGAGAAGAUGAGUUGGUGUUAAAACAUGAACUUCAAUUGAAAGAAUGGAAAAACAACUUAAAAUUCAGAUUUGUUGCUAAAGAAGAAUUCAUUUCCCCUGAUCUAUCUGAAGUCUGUCUUGUAGGUGAUAUUCCUGAAUGUGACAUUUCACUGCUACCAGAAAGAGCAGUGUUACAGAUUUUCUCCUACCUCAGUUUAAAAGAUAUGGUAAUAUGUGGCCAAGUUAGUCGCUCCUGGAUGACAAUGAUACAAAUAAGCUCAUUGUGGAACGGUAUGGACUUUUCCACUGUAAAAAAUAUGAUCACCGAUAAAUAUAUAGUGUCUAUUUUGCAAAGAUGGCAACUAAAUGUGCUGUUCUUGAAUUUUUUGUGCGGAUGUGACUUCAAAACAAAGAAACUAAAAGCUUUAAGCCUCUGUAGAAAUUUGCAAGAGCUGAAUGUCUCUGACUGCCCAACACUCAACAUGUUUACUGAUGAAUCAAUGAGAUACAUCUCUGAGAACUGUCCUGGAGUCCUGUAGCUCAAUCUAUCCAACACGACUAUGACCAACAGGACCAUGUGACUCCUGCCAAGGUACUUCCACGACUUACAGAAUCUUAGUUUGGCUUACUGCAGAAAGUACAAAGGUUUACAGUACCUGAAUUUAGGGAAUGGAUGCCACAAGCUCUUCUGUUUGGACCUUUCCGUCUGCACCCAGAUUUCAGUCCAAGGCUUUAGGAACAUGGCAAACAGCUGCACUGGAAUUAUGCAUCUGACCAUCAGUGAGAUGCCCACUCUGACAGAUAACUGAGUAAAAGCUCUAGUUGAAAAGUGCUCUCAUAUUACAUCAGUCAUUUUCAUUGGUGCACCACACAUCCCUGAUUGUGCAUUCAAAGCUCUUUCUACUUGUAGCCUCAGAAAGAUCUGAUUUGAAGGAAAUUAAAGGAUUACUGAUGCAUGCUUCAGAUUUAUAGACAAACAUUAUCCAAAUAUCAGUCACAUUUACAUGGCAGACCACAAGGCAAUCACAGAUGGUAGCCUCAACUCACUCUCACCUUUGAAACAACUAACUGUGUUGAAUUUGGCAAAUUGUGUAAGUUCUUUCAGAUGCGCUAAUUUAAACUAUUUGAGUUUACGGAACUGUGAACAUUUGACUGACCUAGGAAUCGAAUAUAUGAUAAACAUCUUUUCCUUGGUUUCAGUAGAUCUCUCUGGAACACACAUCUCUAAUGAGAUUUUAAAAAGUGUUCAAAACAACAAAAAAUUAAAGGAACUUUCUCUAUCCGAGUGUUAUAAAAUCACGGAUGUUGGAAUUCAGUAUUGCAGGGAAGCAGCUAAGAGAAUGUCAUCUAUAGUUCAGCAGCAGGAAUACAGCCCUAAUGACCCUCCACUUUGGUUUGGCUAUGAUUUUGAAGGCAAGCCUCUUCCAGAGCAACAGAACAUAACACCGCUUAAAAAAGAUUUAGAAGUGACAGUGCAAGAGUCAACAUACAGUAGUGAAGAGGAAGUAGUAUGACCUACAGCCUCAAGCGGGAAGAACAAAAAAUCUAGAACUUGGCAACUUCAUUUGAUGCCAAGUAUUUUUACUAGCUGGACUUCAACAGUGUAAACAAGUAGCGUUAUCAUCUCCUGAUUCUUAUUCCAACUACAAACGUUUCUAAAUACAUCCUUUGUUCUAAUAAUCAUGAUUAAAAGAAAAGGCCAGAUGAAGUUGUGCUGCUGUGUUAAUUUUCCACCUAAAUUUACCUUAAUCAAACUAAUGCUUUUGAUGAGAUUAGCAAAUCUAGGGUUUAUACAGUUAUAUAAAACAACUUGAGAGGUAUGACCUUUUCUUUGGAAAAGGAAAAAAAGCAAAGAUGGCCACUUAAGUCAGAGUAAAGUCAGAGCCAGGGCAGACUCUAAGAAUCUGGGAGGCUUUGUUUUAAACGACAUAGACUAACACUUUUAAAGGAAACAAGUUUUUCUUGUUAUUUCCAAACACUGAACAACAAGAAGGAACUAAAUGCCAGUUAACACUGGACUCAUCUCAGCAUUUGACUUAACUGUCAGAGGCAAAUUAAAUAGAAACAGGAGCUAUUUGUCAAUAGGAAGGAUGUCCCUGCAGUGUCUCAAAAAGGCCACUUUUUAAUCAAAUAUGCAUAUGCACUAGGGAGGAAUUUUUAAACUAUGUUAUGCCAAAAAAGAUGCUCUCCCAAUUGUAUACUAGGAGGUAUGGGUUACUAAUUGCAUACCUACAUAUUAAUUUUUAAUGAGUUCUUACCUAUGGAUUUUUACCAUGCUGGUAAAAGAUGAACCUUUAGAUUUUAACAGAAUUCAAAUGAUCACUUGCCAGUUUACCACACUGCUAUUAUGUAACAUUGAUGUGGUUAGAGUCCAGGAGAAAACACAACUCUACUAUGACUGCCACAAAUAAAGUGUGUCAGUAAUAUUAGAUCAGCGUUUUAACCUAUUUUCUCUGUUACUUACCUCUUUAACGGGUUAAUCACUGUCUUUUUGUAUCCCACAAAAUUUAAGAUAAAAUUUAAGGUAAAGGAUAUCAAAGUUAUUUGGAAAAGUUUUAAAAGGGCUGUACAAGGUAUUAUUAUACAGUAAUCGAUAUUAGCAAAGUGCUCUUAAUAAUUCUCCCCUUUCUUAGCUUGAUUUUGAAAGAGCUUUUAAAAUAAGAUAGCGUCACUUAGCCGUGGAAUGGUUCCUGGAAAUGGAGAGCAGGGGAAUUAGCUGAGUAGGAAGUUUUAAGACCUGAGCCAAGAGACUUAAGAUAGCUGUUCUAAUAAGCUGAUUUUUAACUAAAUUUGGGUAUUUCUGGCAGCUGCAUAAAAGUUGGCUUUUGACUCCUAAGUAUCUGCCCUCUAAGAGCCUCAAGCACACAACUGGAGAGACUAUAAAAGAGCCAGCUGCUUUCUAAAGCAGUAACACUUGCAUGAGGAAGACCAGGGUAAGGAGAAACAUACGCUGUUACGUUGUCUGUAAACCAAGCAGAGUGUGUAACUGUUAAAGCUUCCUCCAAAACUCUUUGAGUAAAAUCUUUCAAACAAGAACGAGACACAUUUGCUAAUUAUGAGGAGACAAAUUUUAUAGCUACAGAAAUGAAGGAAAAUGUGUAGGUGUUAAAAAAAAAGUAGGGUAUGAAAGGGAAAAAGAAGUAGUGUGAACAGGUGGUGAAAUCUCCAAGUUCUCAGUGCAAAGUAAGCAUGCUAUCCAAAAUAUUACUUAGGUCUUCAGCAAUUAAGCAUUUGAUACAUAUGAGUUUGUGUUCAAAAGAGCAAAACUGACAGUUUUCCCUUUCUGUUUGGAUUUGACUAUGUGACCGAAAUAUGUAAAAUUCCUUUAAUAACUUUAAAUACAGUUGACUGCUGUUAUGCUCAUGACCUUUCUGGCAGUUGACUAAUUUCAUAAGCUUUAUUUUUAGUUACAAAAAUG